CUUCCACUUGAACCUGUUGUGUUCUUUCAUUAAAGUUACACUCCCCCAGGACUAUUAGCAUCCAUAUCAGGUCCGUAACUAUAUGGCAGAAGACUUUGAUAAGUCACAGAUCAAGAACUCAUGUAACUGGUGAAUGUGUGCUUCUACUCUGAUCUGCAACUACAGUUAAAAAAUAAGAAUAAGAUUGCUGAGAUGGCAAAUUUAUUUGCCCAUAGGGUAUGGUCUGUGUUUCUUACACUACUGAUUAAUUUUUGCUGUAAAUGCAUAGCAUCUGCUUUGCUAGUGAAAGGGUCCCACGUGAGUUUAUUUAUGCAGACGGUGACAUCAUUACUCUAGCUAGACAGCACGAAACCAGACAGGCUAGGAGGAGACUAGCUGAAGCGCUCUCCCUUAACCCACAACUACCGACUGCUACAACACAGACAAAAGUGUCUUGGUUUUUAUUUCUUUAGUGAGUAUCAGACAUGGAUGGUUUCCAGACAAUUCUGAAAUUCUUUAUGAACCGGAAAACUGCUAUUGGUUACAGUUUUAUGGCUCUACUAACAGUGGGAGGUGAACGUGUAUUUUCUCUUGUUGCUUUCAGAUGUCCCUGCAGCAAUGAAAACUUCAGGUAUGGUUUGGUAUUUCUCUUCGCCCCAGCUUUUGUUUUGCUAGUUAUUGGAUACUUCUUGAAUAGCAAGACGUGGAAACUCUUUACAGGCUGCUGGGUGAAUCCCAGAAAAAUAUUCCCAAAGGGGAACAUCUGCCAUUUCUUUUAUGUCUUUGGACGUAUCACUUUAAAUGCUCUGGUAGCCCCAGUAAUGUGGCUCUCUGUGGCUUUGCUCAACGGGACUUUCUACGAAUGUGCCAUGAGUGGUUUGAAAAAUCCUGCCUACUUACAUGCAGUUUGUCACAGCAAAUCUGACAAGUGCUUUGAAGAGCUACACAAGGUAGCCUGUGGCAAAAGUACCAUGUCCUUUCCAGAGAGUGAGGAACUCAAAUUAACUCUUCAAGCACAGUCCCAGAUUUUAGGCUGGUGUGUGAUAGUUACCACUGCUCUUCUGUCCCUGCUAACUACGUGCUGUGCCAGCUGCCAGUCGAAAGUCAGCCACCUCCAGCUAAAGUUCUGGAGAACGUACGUGGAGAAGGAGAAGGAGCAGCUGGAGCAGAUUUUCCAGCUGUAUGCCACCAAGCUGAGUGAACGAAACCUGAAGAGCUUUUUUGAGAACACGGAACCAGAAGCUGUUCCCCUGCCAGCUUUUCAGGCAUGGGAAGAUGCUUCUCAGCUCUACUCUUUCAACAGUGGUGAACAACAUUAUAGCACAAUUCAUAGGCUAGUUGAGAAAGGCCAGAAAGAAAUCGGUGAGGAAAGAGAGACAGUGCUGGACUUUGUAGACAGAAGGGAAAUACCAUAAAUUGCAUCGAUUUUCAGCCUUUUUAUAAUAACUUGCUAGUAUAGCCUAUUGCUAUAUGUUUUAGUCUCUCUGGUUCACAACGGCCUUUCUUCUUGUUCACUUUCCAUUCCAAUUACAUGCUUGCUCCAAAAAGAUGGAAUGAAAUUAUUUCUCUGCAUCAGUGAGAAUGGUUUAGUCCUCAAUGUCACCAAAAUCUCAUGCUUUGCAAGCACUGGCUCUGGAUCAAGAACUGAUCCAAAAAGGACAGCAUUGACAGAAAAAAAGGACUGAACAACGACUUCUGAAAAAUAGAUUUAACUACUUCAUAUGUAAAACAUAUAGCAUGCCCAUCCUAUAUAAAUCAAGAGACUAUCAUAAAGUAAUACCAUUUAAAAAUUCAUAUAUAUAAUAAUAGAAGAGAUAUGUGGCUUGUUGACAGUCCACAGGAGGUAAAGGUUUUGCUUUCAGGUCUUUUCUCAAGGCACACCUCUGAUCUGAGGCACCGCGAUCCCUCAAAGUAACUGUGUGCUUUCAGUUUCCUGAUGCACCGAUAAUGCUGUGGAUAGUCACAUCAGUCAGCCCUGACCUUCUAGUCUCUGAGACAUUCACAAGGGACGUGGGACAGUCACAUCUAUUGACAGUGAGGUUCUUGAAGUGGGCAAAUCUGACAGUCUUAUAGGUUAUAAAGAACUUGAGAGUCCCAAAUAGUUUCACAGUUCGGUGUUUUUGUAAGAAAAAAAAGUUAUUUUAAAACAUAAUCAGAGUAGUUGUUAAUGCUUUAUUGCAAUAAUGAAAAUGUAUCAUUGAUAUUUUGCCUCCCCAGACUAGUUGGUAUUAGCUUCUACCACUCAGUAUCUGGGAAACUUCCCUUUGCAUUGGAAUAAAGAUCUGAUUUUUGGUGGAUUUUGGACACCGGGUGCAGCCUGUAGAACUGCAGAAUACUGUUUGUACUGGGCCUGCAGCCAACCUAAGACAGAGAGGCUGGAAGGAAAUUCCACAUUUUAAGACAACAAAGAAAAUAUUUUUGCAGCAGGCUGAUUUUAUUUUUCGUAAUAUCUUUGGAAAGUUAGAAUGUGCCUGGGCAAGGGGAAUUAGCAGGCAAGGCAGGUGAGAUGACUGCAGAAUCAGAAUUUCUGAUAAAUGCGUUUUAUCCUUGAGCUCUGCGUUUUACCUCAUGUGCUUGGAAUUCACAACGUGGCUUUCAUACGGGGUGUCCAGAAUAUUUGCAAACAUUGUAUUAAUGGGGAAAACGGGGAAGAAAGUUUCUGCCAAGCUUCUUUCCCAGGGGUGAUCGGCAGGUUUUUAUGCUGCAUUUUACCUCCCGUCUCCUUGAGCCUGAAAAGAAUCACAUUUCUACAUAGCUCAGAUCAGAUUCUUGUCAACAAACUAAUGCAAUCCACCCCACUGUUCUGUUUUCAGGGCUCAUACUCAUUGUGCUCAGUAGAAGGAAAAAUUUGUCUGCAUUUACAGUCCAUUACUCCUUUUUAAUAAAAUACAAGAACUAAUUCCAUUA
Messenger RNA from Struthio camelus australis, 2886 nucleotides. It is a transcript of the gene CALHM5, whose product is annotated as calcium homeostasis modulator family member 5. Gene Ontology annotation, molecular function: monoatomic cation channel activity. Gene Ontology annotation, cellular component: plasma membrane. Lineage: Eukaryota; Metazoa; Chordata; Aves; Struthioniformes; Struthionidae. The record is from RefSeq and is a predicted model, not a curated record.